Lolium rigidum is the source of this 2626-nucleotide messenger RNA. RefSeq names its product protein Rf1, mitochondrial-like. The record is from RefSeq and is a predicted model, not a curated record. NCBI's taxonomy places the organism in Eukaryota, Viridiplantae, Streptophyta, Magnoliopsida, Poales, Poaceae. The transcript has a single exon. Gene Ontology annotation, molecular function: protein binding. The coding region runs from base 1 to 1638 and encodes 545 amino acids.
AUGACUCGCCUCAACUCGGCCGCUCCGGUGUCCCUCCUCCGGCGCUCCUCCUCCACUUCCACCUCGCCGCCCUCACGCCGAGCUCCCCACGUCGCCCUUGCCGCCGCCACGGAGCGCGUCCGUUCCGGGACGCUCAGCCCAGAGGAUGCACACCACCUGUUCGACGAAUUGCUGCGUCAGGCCUCUCCGGUCCCCGAGCGCGACCUGACCGGCUUCCUCGCCGCCGUCGCCCGCGCGCCGGCCUCCCCCGCCUGCAGCGACGGCCUCUCGCUCGCCAUCGCCCUCUUCGACCGCAUGCCCCUGGUGGCGCCGCCCACAGUAUGCACGUACAGCAUCCUGCUCGACUGCUGCUGCCGCGCGGGGCAGCUAGACCUAGCGCUCGCCUUCUUCGGCCGCUUCCUCAGGGCGGGCCUCAAGGCAGACACCCUUCUCGUCAACACUCUCCUCAAGGUCCUCUGCCACGCAAAGCGGACAGACGAGGCUAUGGACGUGCUGCUUCACAGGAUGCCGCAUCUGGGCUGCGUGCCUGAUGCCUUCUCAUACACCACGGUUAUCAAGGGUUUAUGUGAUGAUAGCAGGAGCCAGCGUGCGCUCGACCUGCUUCUGAUGAUGGCGAAACAAGAAGGUGGCUGCUCCCCUAACGUGGUGUCAUAUAACACGGUCAUCCAUGGAUUCUUAAAGGAGGGUAAAUUCAGCACAGCAAGCAACCUAUUCAAUGAAAUGGUACAGCAUGGCGUUGUUCCUGAUGUCUUUACAUAUAGCUCCAUGAUUGAUGUGUUGUGCAAGCGUAGAAGAAGCAAAGAAGCUAGACAAAUUCUGGAUUGCGCGGUUGCCAAGGGCCUCAAACCUAAUGUCGUGGCAUACUCUACCAUGCUUCAUGGGUACGCUACAGAAGGAUGCCUUGUUUAUAUGAAUAAUCUCUACAACUUGAUGCUGCGAGAAGGUAUUGUACCUGACCAAUAUGUUUUCAGCAUAUUGGUCAAUGCACAUGCCAAGUGUGGAUUGGUGGAUGAGGCCUUUCUUAUCUUUCAAGACAUACAGAAACAGGGAGUGAAACCGAAUGUUGUAACCUAUACAUCCAUGAUAGAUGCGUUUUGCAGAAAGGGUAGGAUGAAUGAUGCUAUUCAACAAUUCAACCAGAUGAUUAAUAUUGGGGUACAACCGAAUGUACAGACUUAUCGGUGCCUUGUUCAGGGUUAUUGUACACAUGGUGAUUUAGUGAGGGCUAAAGAAUUGGUUCAUGAAAUGAUGGGAAAAGGCAUCCGUUGUCCUGGUGUCGUGUUCUUUAACUCGAUGAUAAACAACCUAUGCAAAGAAGGAAGGGCAACAGAUGCACAAGAUAUCUUUGACUUUAUGAAACAUAUAGGUGAGAAGCCCGAUGUUAUCACAUUCAAUUCACUGAUUGAUGGAUACUGCUUAGUUGGCAAGAUGCAGAAAGCAUCCAGAGUAUGUGAUGAUAUGGUAUCGGUUGGCAUUGAUCCUGAUGCAAUUACGUACAAUACACUUAUUGAUGGAUACUUUAAAGCUGGAAUGGUGGAUGCUGCAUUGACUCUAUUCAGAGAAAUGUCAGGUAUGGCAGCUAAACCGAAUACUCUUACUUAUAACAUCACAAUGGAUGGAUUAUUUAAGGCUGGUUGAACCGUUGCUGCAAAGGAAAAGUUCCAUGAGAUGGUCAAAAGUGGAGUGAGAUUGUCCAUUGGUACACACAACAUAAUUCUCAGUGGGCUUUGCAAAAAUGGUUGUGCAGAUGAAGCAAUAAUGUUGUUUGAGAAAUUGCGAGCAAUGAACCUUAAGUUUGAUAUUAUAACUCUCACUAUUAUAAUUGAUGCAAUGUUUAAUGUUGGGAGAAUAGAGCAAGCUAUGAAUUUGUUUGCUGCAAUACCAACCAAGGGAUUGGCACGCAAUGUUGUAACCUACACUACGAUGAUGUCAAACCUUAUAGAAAAAGGGUUGGCAGAAGAAGCUGACAAUAUAUAUUCAUCAAUGGAGACAAGUGGUUGUGCUUCCGACUCGCGUAUGUUAAAUAUUAUCAUCAGAAAGUUAUUUCAAAAAGAUGAAAUAGUCAGGGCCAUAAAUUAUAUGUCCAUACUUGAUGGGAAAAGCAUGUCGCUUGAAGCUUCAACUAUUUCCCAGUUGAUAUCUCUUUUUUCAAGGAAAGGGAUAUACCAUAAGCACAAAGAUUUGCUCCCAUUAAGGUACCAGUUUUUGGAAGGAGACAUCCACAGUUGAUAUGAUACAUUCUAUCUGAACUUAAACCCUCAAAAGGCACACUGUCAGAAAAGAAAUGAUUCCUGAAAAUGAACCUGCUGCAACAGGGGAAGCGGUUGACGCCGAGGCUGAUGGCGUUUCUUUGGUCAAGCAGGAGGAUUCUGAGCUGGAGGAGAUUCUUUCGGAUUAUUUGGGUUAUUUUCCAGCUGAAAGAGAUUAGUUAAGUUAUGCAGACCUGACUUUAAAUACAAGUGUUGUAUGUGGUAGCAACUGAUGAACUUUGACCCAUCCAGACUAGCUAGAUAGAUGUGCAGCCUCUGGUGUACAUAGAUCUUGCACUGGAGCUGUACAGCCUCUCCUCUACCCUCUAGCCCAAUAAGGGUGGACUCAGUUUGCCCGUAGUUCAUGGGAAUGUGUU